CGCACAUGUGCGCACACCAGAGCUUGGCAGCCCACAGCGUCCAGCACCACCGGCAUGACACUGGACUGAAGCACUGCACGCCGGCUGCACCAGUUUGUUAAAAUCCUUCAGCACAACCAUGCCCAUUCUCAAGCAGCUCCCGGGGAGGUCCAAGAGUUGCCAUGAGUUCCCCAGAUCGAACGGGGAGCUCAUCCUGCCCAGACUGGACCUGGACCUGAAAGACCUGAAUGAUCUGAAUGACCUGAAGGAUCUGAAGGACCUGAACCCCUUUGAGGAAGUGGAUCUUGAGGACGAGCAUAAUGAAGGCGAUUUGGGCCUCAUCAUGGGGGAGGUCCGGGGCGCCCUACAGCACAGGACCUCCCGUGACGGCGAGGAGGAAGAGAACGAGGUGAACGCCGAGAGGCACGGGGCGGGGAACCCUAAAGGGAGGCCCCUGAAGGGGACUCUGGAGCGGAUCUGCGGUGUGUCACCCCUCAAGACCCUUGGGAAAUUGGGGAAGGGGCUUCGCAUGUCUGGACGCAAUGUGUGGGGGACAAGCCCCUCCCAACGGAGCCCCCCGCCGGAGCUCAGCUCGCCCCCACCAGAGAGAGAGAGGAAGAAAGGAUUACGCAGGAGCUCUGAGGGAAUUAUGACGCUGCUACGCAUCACCGGUCGCCGUAAGCAGGAGCGUAGAGAAAGCCUGCCCUGUGGGGACCUAAGCAAAGAUAGCGAAGCCGAGGCUCAUCAGCGGCUGUCCUUCCUCAAGAUGGUAAGCCUGGGCAAACUAAAGAGGGAAUCUAUGUCAGACCGUGGUUCCCAAGAGGCCGAGGAGGAAACAGUGGAGGAGGAGCCGGCAGUCAAAAGCAGAGAGCCACUCUCAGUGUUGGAGAUCCUACAGUUGGUGAACCACAGGGACCUCCUCCUGGCAGACACACACAUUCAGGAGCUGGAGCGAGAGUGUGAGCUGCUGUCCCUACUACCCACCACACCCAACCCCGCCCUCACACCAACCUUUGCUCCCAGCACACCUAAUAGUAUGAUCCCCUUAACAACUCCACCUCUGGACAGCACGUCCAGCUCCAAUGCCACUCUGGACUCGAGCCGGCGAAAGGCAAAGGAUGUGGAGCUGCUGUAUGAAGCCCUGCAGAAGGAGAUGUGGGACGUGGUGAGGGAGUCCCUCCGCCAGCCAAGCGCUGGUCCCAACCUCGGUCUGGUAGUGCUGGUCAUCCAGCAGGAGGAACAUGCCGAUGCCGCCUGGGCUCUGAGAGAGGAAACCAAGCCGCAGCCGGAAAGCUCCCAGAACCAACCCAGCCAUCGCCCCCGACAGCUAAAGUUGAAGUGGAGGCAGGCUGUGGCGGAGGCCGCAGACUGGAGUCUGCCACAUCAGGUGGACACGCAGGCAGGCCAGCUGGCCUCCUACCUGGAGCGCCUGAGGAGUCGAAUGGUAGACGACCUGGACGCAGCGCGGAGGAAUGCUGUGUCCAUUUACCCCGAGGAGUUUGCUGCUUUCCAGGUCUACUUAGAGAGUUACCAUCGGGCCGUAACUAAACGGCUUCGUACAAUAACCAGUGGUCCGCUGCAGAUUACCGAUGUCUAUUCACUGCUGGACUGGUUCUACAACAUCUACAACAGGGAUGUCCUGGGCACCAUCAGCACCUCCAUGGCCAUCAACUAUGCCUCACUUGAACCUAUUUUGGCUCAGGAUACAGUAGACAGGCUGGAACAAGACUGCCUCGACAUUGUCAUGGAGAAGGUGUCCAUUGAGCUGAUUCAGGUCUUGGAUGAAGAGGAGAGGCGAUGGGCCCAGACACUGCACAUAGAAGAAUAUCAGUCUAGCCUUGCACGCUCUGUCAUCCAGAGGCUGAAGGUAGACCUAGACAGAUCCACUUCGGUGAGCCAGUUUCUUGGGGCCAGAGUGGCUCGCUGCAGUCUCAUAGGCCUGGCUAACUUUCUCUAUAGCUUCCAGAGAAAAGUAGAGAUGUUCCAUGAGACUCAGGCGGAAUUUGGAGAUCGAGGGGAUGGAUAUGUUUCCAGAACCAUAGCUCUCGUUAACUGCUGCCCUCCUCUCAGGUCAUUUGUGCAGCGCUGCAGGCAGUGUGACCCACAGGGCAGCGAGGAGAUGGCACAGAGGGCAAACUCUUCCCUGGACCGGAUCGUCAACCAGUCAGUGAGAGUCCUGACCGACAGACUGUUUGAACACAUCAGGCCCUUUUUCGACAAACUGAUAAAGAGGAAAUGGCUGAACAACACAGAGGCCUUUGAGGCCAUUGAGGCCAGCAUCAAACAGCACUUCAAAAAGUUCAAGAGGAUGGACUCUCCACCGUAUCAGAGCCUGGUGGGCGAGGUGCACAGACGGGUCUUGGUGGAGUACGUCCGAGCCAUCAUGCGUGGACGAAUUAUUUGCACGUCCUUGAAGAUGAGGAAGAGGAUGGCUUUCCGUCUGCAGGAUGAAGCCAAACAGCUGAAGGGACUCUUUAAGGAUCUAGAAUCAGGCUCCUCUUGGUUGGACAGCAUCCUGUGCCACUUAGCUGACAUCAUUCUCCUGGAGGACACCCCCUCCAUUCAGAUGGAGGUUGCAGUUCUGGUGAAAGAGUUUCCUGAUAUAAGGAAGAAGCACGUCUCCACCCUGCUGAACGUGCGAGGAAUGAUGCGGCAGGCGGAACGGCAGGAGAUCCUGAACGUUGUCAAAGACUUUGAGUGCAACACCGCCCUCGUGUGCCGGGACCACGCUCUCUUCUCCGACAUCCCCCUUCCCUCGGAGGUGCACUGCAUCAGCCUCGGCCUUCUCCGCCUCGCCAUGACCGUCACCAACUGGUUUUCGGAGAACCGGCCCAGGCGACGCCGCGGGACCAAAGCCAAGAACGCUGCACCCGAAUCCCCAGAGUCUCAGACCACAGAGGACAUGAAUAAAGUUCACAUGGAAGACUAGCCAGUGAAUCUGAUAAACAUCCGGUGUGGAUAUUUUAGUUUUUAAGGAUAAACAGGGAAAUCUAAAGCAACACAGGGGAGCAAACACAGAAGAUGCUGUGAAAAUGCUGAUGAGAUGUACAUGCACCUUGACAAAAAGAAUGGUUGUACCAAAUAUUUCAAAGCCGCUAACAGAAAAAAAUGAAUAAAGAAACUUGACCUCAGGUACUUCCCAUACUGUACACGCUCACUGAAACACAAAACCUUCCUCCGUCUCCAAACAAUUGCUGCCGGUGUGCAUUUUUAAUUGAAAUGUGAAACAGACUGUGUAUUGCUGAUGAAAGUCUGUGUAAAAAUAUGCGUUGUGGAUUGUAAUGAUUUGUGUCGAUAUACAUAUACGGCUAUAAAAAGUCAACAAAUUAUAUUUUAUGUACAUUUUAUGUAUGUAAGGUCUUGAGAGUUUAUGCAUCUAUAUAAUUGUGGACUCUACUGUUAGCAGGUGCAAUGCAAUAUGAUCUAUAGCAUGAUAAGCUGUAUGACGUGUAUUUACAUAGUAGGUCAUGUAACUCCGUAGUUAGCUCACAGUGUUGUGGAGCCCACACAGCCUUCAUCUGCUCCUUGGCUAGCAAUACCGUUCUCUGGUAUUCGAUGUAGUGCAUACGUUUGUGAGGAUAUACUUUAUGCAACUUGUAAAUGUUCUGAACUCUCACUGUGAAGGAAAAUGUUGCUGGAAACUAAAUAAACACCCAUUGAUUGGGUCAA
This is a messenger RNA of Lampris incognitus (smalleye Pacific opah), 3648 nucleotides long. RefSeq names its product exocyst complex component 3-like 2a (gene exoc3l2a). Gene Ontology annotation, cellular component: exocyst. NCBI's taxonomy places the organism in Eukaryota, Metazoa, Chordata, Actinopteri, Lampriformes, Lampridae. The record is from RefSeq and is a predicted model, not a curated record. Gene Ontology annotation, biological process: exocyst localization; exocytosis. Gene Ontology annotation, molecular function: SNARE binding. The coding region runs from base 119 to 2908 and encodes 929 amino acids. The transcript has 13 exons.